AUGGCGAGCCCACUCUCUGAGAUCACCGCGGCUGUCCGCAUUGCGUACACCAUCUACGAGCUAGGGUUCAGCAAGUACACGAGUGCCCAGCAGGAAUAUCUCGACUUCGGGAAGGACAUAUUGCUUCUUCGAGAUGGCCUCGAUGCCAUCGUUCACUCGAUCGAGGAUGCCGACAGGCUAGGUCCACACGGAACCGUUGAAACCCCACACGACCUGGCUUCUUUCCACACCAUUGUCGGGGAUUUCAAGGAGACGUUGAAACGCUGCGAGAAGCUGAUUCAAAAGAACAGUCAGUUCAGCAGGGACGGCAAUGGUUUCGUGCAGAAUGUCCAAUGGAACUCCGGUCUUGGCAAACACGUCGAAUACUUGAGACAACGAGUAUCUUUCCAUUGUUCAAAGGUAGGGGAGACGAAGGUCCUUAUGUACAAAGACAUCAGGAGAGGUAUAACCACUGUUCAUGAAGAUAUCAUCUUCCACCUCGAAAACAUCAUUCGAAAGCUCGAAAUAGACAUAAACGGCACUCUACUUGCAAUCCCGCCCAUCCUAGAUGAAAAGUUCCGACUUUCCGUCACCCGAUCAGGUUCGCCGAUGCCAUUUCCAAUUGAAAAGGGCGUCGAUGCGCUGGCCCUUCAUCUGGGCAACAGCACGCAGAGCUUUGUGUCCCAACCUUCACUACUGGUUAGGCCGGCCGUAUGUCAAUAUAUCAACCUCAUGAAAAGUGUGUGGCUUGUGCAGCAACUACAAAGGAACCGGGAAUUCGAAGCCCGAUGUCUGGACGUGCUUUGGGGCGCCUACUUUCGCCAGCUCCAGAAGAGGGUCAUCUACGAAUGUAGCCGAUUCUGUGCCCCGAACGAUCCACUGAUUGCGCCCGACGACCAGCAAAUUCUCCAGGAAGCGGACGACAAGUUUGAGAUCUGGGUUCAUUUUGACGAGGUGGACGACUUCGAGGAUCUCACAGAGCCCAGCGGGAUGGAAACACGCAUCUUUCGCGCCACGCUCCCUGACGUUAGCGGGCGCGCACAGCAGAUCUCCGUCCUCCGAAUCAACACGAGUCGGAUCCGGCUUGCGCGCACGCUGACCCGCGGCAAUGACCGGGCGAUUGAAAACUACGAAAUCGAUUCUCAGCGGGUCGUCCUGCUGCCGUUCUACAGCUUUCCGGAAGCGUCGGCCGACGCCAUCAGUCUCGGGUGGAAGGCACAGGCGUCGGACUACCAAAGCCGGGCACUGACGUUCCGCCGCCUAAGUGAUCUCCACCGGCUCCAAGAAGCCAUCACGAACUUUGGCAUUGUGGUCGACCAGCCCGGCGUGGUGUCGGUCCGGAUCAAGGAGUCGGCGUUGGGGUCGCUAAAAAGCAUUGGCGCGGGCGGCCGAGCCCAGAUCUGGCCAACAGCCCCCGAACAAGGCAGGACUCGACCCCUCACCACCGGCGGCUCUUCAUCAGGGUGGAACGGUAGUGGUGGUGGCCCCGGUGGGUGGGCUCGAUCGUACGCGAGCUCGGUCCACGGCAGCACCAGCAUCCAGCAGUCCGGCGGCAAGGCCCUGAUCGAGCAGCCAAUCGCGGCGCAACUGGUGCUGUUCACCGAGCGGAAGAAAAACGGAGUCAGCGUCAAGAGCUUCGUCGCCGUCCAGAUCGACGCGGGCACCCGCCUGAGCCCGGAGAGCUGCCACUGCAACGAGCCGGCGCGGAAGUGCAAGAAGAUGGUCAUCCGGAGCGGCGGCGGCGGCAGCAGUCAUAAAGGUGAUGUCGCCGUCAAGAUCUACGAGACCAAGCCGCGCCACGAAGACGAAUGGAACCUCGCCGUGCUGGGUUACCCGGAGCACGACGACGCCAGCAAGGGCGUCGAGCUGCACAAGGCCAAGUUCUUUGUAAUCGAGUUCGACAGCGAGGAAGCCCGCGAGCACGUCACCACGGCGCUCGAGCAGACUUGCCUCCUCAUGCACGAGCGUGUCCGUAUCUAUCACCAGGACCUGGCCGGCUCGAGGUCUCGAAAUGUGGUUGCGCAGUGA
Messenger RNA from Fonsecaea multimorphosa CBS 102226, 2007 nucleotides. RefSeq lists its product as uncharacterized. Bases 1 to 2007 code for a protein of 668 amino acids. NCBI's taxonomy places the organism in Eukaryota, Fungi, Ascomycota, Eurotiomycetes, Chaetothyriales, Herpotrichiellaceae. The transcript has 4 exons. The record is from RefSeq and is a predicted model, not a curated record.